CUCGCCAGAGGGGCCAGGCCGCGUUGCGGGGCCGCUCCCGCAGGGGUGGGCGGCCAAAACCCCCCCGCUCCCACCGCGGGACCUGCCCAGGAAGGGUUGCCUGAUGUAAAAAUGCAGAAUGGAGUUCUUGUUCCCUGCCUGGUGCCUAGUUGUCAGCAGCACAGGAAAAUGUGAAAAAAAAACCAAACUAGAAGCAGUAAUAGAUACACAGUCCUAACUGGAGACAGCUGCCCUUGGACACAGCAAAGUCUUCAUGCUUUUAAUCAAGAGUCAAUAGCCAGAGCCAGUGAUUUCCUCUUGCCUUCCCAUCUAUCAGGACACAUACUCCACUUUGCCCUCAAGGAAGCUGGGAGAGCUUUUUCCAAUCUAAUGAGCAAAAGCACAUUUUUGAGGGUGAAGAGAAGUGACCACGCUGAGCAAACCACGUAUGGAAGACAAUGUGAUGGUACCAUCAGCAGGCAAUAACAGUGGGGAGAAGUAACUUUUGGGAGAUGGUGAGGAGAGCACGUUCAAUGUCUACAUCAGUCAGGGUACUAAGAGCAGGCAGCGUCUGUUGGAACUGCAUUCUAAAUGUGAAGGGGGAAAAAGGCCUCUUCACUUUGUAAAAAACCCUAACUUUUUAUGCUAGGAGAGGGAGUGAGGGAAAAAGAAGACCAAAGAAAGAAGAGCAAGGAACAAAGAAUGAAGGAAAAGAGGAGAUGAAGAAGAGAAAGCAACUGUAACAUGGGGGUGUAGGAGAAAAGAAGAACGGAACUACGAGGGAAGCAAGGAAGUAGAUUAAUUUCUUGUCCUGGUGGGCUGAAAGGGGUCAGGGUGUUUGGUGAUGUCUUGCUGGCGUAGAGUGACGUGGUCCUUUUCCUGGCCCGUGUCCUUGCCUGAGCCCUGCAGUGUCGUAGAGAUUACUCCUAUGCAAGCAGCUGCCGGCAUGUGAGGGGGCCACGUUCCACCAGAGGAGGUUGGAAAAGAGAGUCUCUGCUUAUGCCGACUGACAGGAGGUUAGAUGGUGUCAGCAAAAACCACCUUCUUCCCCUGGAGCUUCCAAAGUUGCCUUCCCCUGUCCAGAGCCGUGGCUAUGGAUUCUGAAUCAAAGAGUAGUUUGAUAGGAAGCUUUCUUCAGCCACCAGAUAAGAUGUUUCCUGCAGGCUUUGCGAAUGUAGAAUCAAAGAAGUUGGCAGCUGUUGGUGGUGACAGACCUUGUACCCCCAAUAACCAAGCUGUGGUGGCAGCCCUGAAAACUCUACAAGAAAAGAUCCACCGUCUAGAGCUGGAAAAGUCACAGGCUGAAGAUAAUCUGAGCAGCCUCUCCAUUGCAGCUGCUCAGUAUAAGAAGACCUUAGAGCAGGAGUCCCACAGAAAGGACACAGCACAUCAAGAGCUGAUGCAGCAGAGGAAAGAGAUAAGUGUGCAGUUAAAUGCAGCACAAUCCCGCUGCUCCCUGCUGGAGAAACAGCUGGAUUACAUGAAGAAAAUGGUUUCCAGUGUGGAACUGGAAAAGAAAAUAAUUUUAGAACACCAGGCCCAGCUUCAGAAAGAGGAAGAUCAAAACUGGUUGGAAUUGCGUGCAAAACUUGAAAAGCUUGAAUUGCUAGAAAAAGAGUGUCUCAAACUUACUGCUACUCAGAGAAUCGCAGAGGACAAAAUCAAACACUUAGAAGAAAAGCUGUGUAAAGAAGAGCAUCAGCAUAAGCUUCUACAAGACAAAACUGCUCAGCUUCAAACAGGAUUUGAAAGAAGCAGAAUUUUGCUGUCUUCAGCACCAUCUCAAAAAGAACCUAAAAAGGAAAAUGGGAAGAAGAAAAAAACUAAGAAGAAAAAUCCCACAAUGAAGAAAACGCACCUUUCACAAUUACACGUAAGGGCUGGUGAACUGCCUUUCGUGGCUGGGAAGUCUGUCAGCUCCAGCCAUUCUGUCAGUGCAAACGUGCAGAGUGUGCUGCAUCUCAUGAAGCAUCGCAGCCCACGGAUCUCAUCACGAAGCCAAGGAGGAGCUACACCUGGGAUUUCAGGAUGCAAUGCACUUUCAGAACCUGAAUCCUCUUGUGCCCCAUCACCUGCUGCCACCAGAAGUCUUUCAGACCAUCUGUUGGCCCUACAGGAUGAGCUGGGCCAAAUGAGCUUCUUGCCUGUACUGAAAGGGGCCAGGCUGUCUCUGCAGUAUCCCCUGCUGGGGCCUGUUGAAGCUUCUGGAAGCCCCUUGGUUUGCCACUCUGGUGCCUACCUGAAGGUCUCCAUGAGCUCCCUGUGUGGGUCCUGUUGUCUGUCUUCCAUCAGUAGAGACAAGCAAGUGUUUCUGAAAGUGUUACCCAAGAUGCUUAGUUUGCAGCUCCUAUUAUCAGUGAGGCCAGUCCCAUAAAAAGAGAGAAGGAUUUGCCCAAGACCUUGGGAUACCAUCAACCAAGAAGAGCCCCCAAAAGGUACAUCCUACUCUGGGUAGACCAUGCAGUCUCUAGACCAUCUCCUCUGUUUGUCAAAUCAAACCUGUUAGCUUUCAGUGGUCCCUCAUGAAAGCAAAAAGGAGAAACUACAUGCCCAGAGCAGCCAAACAAAUUCUGCAAACCACUGACAAACAGCUGCUACAGAUGGUUCCUCUGUGGUUGAUUACAAAUUAACUAGCUUCUUCAUAAAACCAUAAAAUGAUUUGGGUUGGAAGGGACCUCCAGGAUCAUCCAGUUCCAACCCCCUGCGUGGGCAGGGACACCUCCCACCAGCCCAGGCUGCUCCAAGCCCCAUCCAACCUGCCCUUCAACACUUCCAGGGAUGGGGCAGCCACAGCUUCCCUGGGCAACCUGGGCCAGGGUCUCACCCCCCUCACACUCCAGAAUUUCUUCCCCUGCAUUUCCAAGACUGGAUGCCCAAAUCAUUCCGCAGUGACUUUCCUCUUCCCUGACAAUUUCCUUUUUUUUUUUCUUCUUUGCUUUCUGGUUGAUUAUGGUCCCCACUGACAAGUGACUAGAAUAACUGUAACACCAGAUAUUGGGAAGAGAGCACUACUACUUUAGAAAUUCUCACAAGCGUUUCCCUUUAGAACUGAGUGAAUUUGGUAUCAGUGGAUUAUUUGCAGACAGCACAUUUGUCAGAAAGUGGCAUUUCUUGCACAUUCUAUCAUUCCUUUCAUUCCUGGUCAACCUCAAAUUAUAGUUCCAGGUGAGAGAAACGCAGAGAAAAUAGAUCUUGAACAUCAAUGUAUUUUGUUUGGGGAAAAAUGAAAGCAAAAUGUUUCAAGUCUUCCUUUGUAAAAUGUUUUAUUCAGCACAUCAGUUUUAAUGUGUAAUGACCUAAACUUUCUGCCAUGUCCUUAAAAAGCUGGGUGAGGGAGGAGAUGGCAUUUGGUAGUGGGCUGCAGGAGGAUACUUUGGAAUUUUUUGCCCAAAGCAGUUUUUCUCUUAAUUUCCUCAGCUGGCAAUCAAAAUAGGAAAAAAUCACAUUCACCCAGUUCUGUUCCUGAUACUAAAAGAUGUCUUCUUGUUAAAGGAGAUGCUGAGUAAACAAUUUGUUAAAGAAAUUGCUACGUGUUAGAUACUAUCUACAUAGGAGUGGGAAUUUAUGCUUUUUAUGUGGACAGUCCUCCUUGUGCAGAGUUCCCAAGUGGUUUGAUCUUCAGAAAGGAGCUUCUUCUCAACUGCUUUGUCUUUUGGUGUGCCAAACAUGGA
Apus apus (common swift) is the source of this 3650-nucleotide messenger RNA. It is a transcript of the gene CEP57L1, whose product is annotated as centrosomal protein 57 like 1. NCBI's taxonomy places the organism in Eukaryota, Metazoa, Chordata, Aves, Apodiformes, Apodidae. The transcript is spliced from 15 exons. Gene Ontology annotation, cellular component: centrosome. The record is from RefSeq and is a predicted model, not a curated record. Gene Ontology annotation, molecular function: identical protein binding; gamma-tubulin binding; microtubule binding. The coding region runs from base 1001 to 2353 and encodes 450 amino acids.